AUGUCCUCACCACCACCACCGUCCUCAAACCCCCUCAAACGCCCCUCCAUCUCCUCGGCCUCCUCCCAACCACUCGGCAGCCAUCCCAAGCGACCGCGCAUGCACCCCCUCCGCCAGACCUCCUUCCCCAACACCAUCGACGCAGACACGCGCACCUACAGCGAUGCCGGCAGCGUGACGGGCAGCUUUACAGGCAGUCUGGGCGGGACCAGCGCAGAUGGGGUGUUCCUAACGAAGGGAAAGAAGCGCGGUAGGAAGAGUAAAGCGGAGAAGGAGCGCGAGAGAGAAGAAGGGAGUUUGCGGGCGGGAAUGGAUCGACUGGGGUCGGUGGAUGUGGAUGGCGCGUCAGUGAGGGGUGGUGCUUCUGGCGGUGCCGGAGGAGGAGGGGGAGGAGAAGAUGCAGAUGAGGAUGAGGAUUUUGAUGAUGAGGGGGAGUUGCUGGGGAGGGAGGAGGGGACGACGGAUACGGAGGCGGAGAAGAAGAAUAUGGCGUUGUUGGUGGAUGCAUUCAAUCCCAUCCAGUCGGAACGAUAUGAUCUGUUCAAACGAGCCAAGUUACGAAAGGAGACGCUACGACGUAUUGUCAAUCAUGCGCUGUCGCAGUCUGUGCCGGCUAGUGUUGUCACAACGAUUAAUGGUUUUACGAAGGUGUUUGCGGGUGAGAUUAUUGAGAAGGCUCGUACCGUGCAGGCGGAGUGGGCUAUCGCUCAUGAUCAGGCGGCUUUGGCUGCAAUUGAAGCUGAACAGGCGACGACAACAACAACAACCACAACAUCUGGGGGUAUUAAGCAGGAGCCCAUGGAAAGGGGGCCUAUGUCUACGCCUGUUGGGAAGAAAGAUGUCAAGCUGCCUCCGAAUCCCCAUCGGGGCCAGUUGCUGCCCUCGCAUCUACGGGAGGCGCUGCGGCGGUAUAAGCGGGAUGGUGAGGGUGGAGGCGUAGGGUUCUCGGGUCUGAGUAUGGGCAAUCUGGGGGUGCGAGGGUCGGUGACUUGGUCGGCGGGUAGUGUUGGCGGACGGCGCAUCUUCCGGUAA
Messenger RNA from Aspergillus welwitschiae, 1032 nucleotides. RefSeq names its product transcription initiation factor TFIID subunit 11 family protein. The transcript has 2 exons. Gene Ontology annotation, biological process: RNA polymerase II preinitiation complex assembly; transcription initiation at RNA polymerase II promoter. Gene Ontology annotation, molecular function: transcription coactivator activity; protein heterodimerization activity. Gene Ontology annotation, cellular component: transcription factor TFIID complex; nucleus. Bases 1 to 1032 code for a protein of 343 amino acids. Lineage: Eukaryota; Fungi; Ascomycota; Eurotiomycetes; Eurotiales; Aspergillaceae. The record is from RefSeq and is a predicted model, not a curated record.